UGGAUCCAUGUCUGGCCCUAAAUGGGCCCAUAAAAAGGGAAGCCUGCACCAAGAAAGGCAUCAGUCUGUGGCAUCUCCUCACCUGAACGAGUCAAUUAACACGAGAACAUGAAGCUGACCAUUGCCAUCAUCGCGAGCAUCCUGCUCAUCAGCUUGGCCGAUUUGGCCACUGGUUCGGAUUGUGGAUGCCCAGGUACAACAACAACCACCUGCCGGACAACAACCACCUGUCCGACAACAACAACCACUUGCAGGCCAACAACAACCACAUGCAGGCCAACAACAACAACACCUUGCACGACAACAACAACAACAACCACUUGCAAGCCAACAACAAGAAGCACCACUAGGCCCACCAGGCCCACCAGGCCCACCAGGCCCACUAGGCCCACCAGGCCCACUAGGCCCACUAGGCCCACCAGGCCCACCAGGCCCACAAGGCCCACCAGGCCCACCAGGCCCACCAGGCCCACCAGGCCCACCACCACCACCAAGAAGCCUACAUGCAGCGUAUGCGGUCCGGGUGGUUCUGCCUGCAAUGGAUGCCCCGAAAGGGAGCAUCUCUGCCAGGAGCUGAUCAACAAUGUGCGCAACAUUGAGCGCAGGAUUCGCCAGUGCGUGUGCGGAGAAAAGAAUUGGAUGCUGUAAGCUGGAAAUUCCUUCAACCCACUCCCACUCCUACUACCCGUUGUGAUCCGAUCCCUGCCUGCUCGUCCUGGACAACGAUUUUGACCCACUUAGAAGCACACCAAGCGUCCCUCAGGCUAGCGCCCUGUUGUGAUCGAUCCCUGCGUUGCUCACCGUGGACUAUGCUUCUGACCCACAAUUGUUAUACCUUCAUCCAUUCCUGUUGUUUUAAUUGACUUUUUAUAGAUAAUAAACCCGUGCGGAAUGCUGACUUUGGUCGCCUUCCAAUCAUUUCAUACUGUUGCAAAAUA
Molecule: messenger RNA, 938 nt
Organism: Drosophila guanche
Lineage: Eukaryota; Metazoa; Arthropoda; Insecta; Diptera; Drosophilidae
Product: salivary glue protein Sgs-3-like
Exons: 3
Coding region: 109-648 (179 amino acids)
Source: RefSeq, a predicted model, not a curated record